Sclerotinia sclerotiorum 1980 UF-70 is the source of this 543-nucleotide messenger RNA. Its product is annotated as 3-hydroxyanthranilate 3,4-dioxygenase. The record is from RefSeq and is a predicted model, not a curated record. Gene Ontology annotation, molecular function: iron ion binding; 3-hydroxyanthranilate 3,4-dioxygenase activity. Gene Ontology annotation, cellular component: cytoplasm. Gene Ontology annotation, biological process: 'de novo' NAD+ biosynthetic process from L-tryptophan; quinolinate metabolic process. The transcript has 3 exons. The coding region runs from base 1 to 543 and encodes 180 amino acids. NCBI's taxonomy places the organism in Eukaryota, Fungi, Ascomycota, Leotiomycetes, Helotiales, Sclerotiniaceae.
AUGCUCACAGCCCCUUUAAAUCUGCCCAAGUGGCUCGAAGAGAACUCUCAUCUUUUGAAGCCUCCGAUUAAUAAUUACUGCGUUUACAACAAAGAUGUGACUGUUAUGAUCGUAGGAGGUCCAAAUGCACGAACUGAUUAUCACAUCAACGAAACUGCAGAAUGGUUCUACCAGUACAAGGGAGCUAUGAUGUUGAAAGUGGUGGACGAAGGCGAGUUCAAAGACAUAAUCAUUGGGGAAGGGGAGAUGUUCCUACUGCCACCAAAUACUCCGCAUAACCCCGUCAGAUUCGCAAAUACAGUGGGCAUUGUCCUAGAGCAACCGAGACCGAAGGAUUCGUUAGAUCGGUUAAGAUGGUAUUGUACCAACUGCCGUGAGGUGGUGGAGGAAGCUGCUUUCCAUUGUACGGAUUUAGGCACGCAGAUAAAGGAAGCCGUGAAUAGCUUCAAAGAUAGUGAGGAGAGAAGGAAAUGUAAGAAAUGCGGGACGGUUGCGGAAUCUGCACCACCGCCUGGAUCUAUCCAGGAUCCAAAUCUUUCUUGA